This is a messenger RNA of Orbicella faveolata, 2400 nucleotides long. Its product is annotated as microfibril-associated glycoprotein 4-like. NCBI's taxonomy places the organism in Eukaryota, Metazoa, Cnidaria, Anthozoa, Scleractinia, Merulinidae. The record is from RefSeq and is a predicted model, not a curated record.
AGGAAACUGAUGUCAAAUCAAACUGUAUUCAGACCCAUAAGAAUACAAAUUGUGCAUGUGGUCUAAACCUGCACAAUGAAUUCGUCAUUGCUCUCCCUUUUCUUGCUCUUUUCAAUUCAAGUGAAUUGCUUCGGUUUUCGUGGGAUUCGAAAUCACGCUUUUACGGGACUCAUUUCCCAAACAAUUUACGACGUGGACUGGUUAGGCUGUUUGGAAGCCUGUAGUCGUAACGAGAAGUGUGUCUCUUACAACUACAAAUGGCGUCUCGAUGCUCAAGAUGAGGUCAAUGUAUGUGAAUUGAUUGAUGACCGUGGGGAGUGUGACACAAGCUCUCUAGUGUACAUGACUGGUUUUACUUUCUAUCAGAUCAGGGGAAAUAGAAAGACCUCGUGUACUGAACCGUGUCAUCCCAGUGUGUCAAAUAAAGCUUUUGGAGAUUGCUACGAGCUGUUAAUGGCGGGACAAACACAAAACGGAGUCUACAGAAUCAACCCAGGUGGCAAAGAAGAAUUUGAAGUUUUGUGCGAUCAGAGUGCACAAGGUGGAGGAUGGGUUGUAAUCCAAAAAAGAUUUAAUGGUUUGGUGGAUUUCUUCCGCAACUGGACGAGUUACAAAGUCGGAUUUGGAAACUUAACAGGGGAGUUCUGGCUUGGUCUUGACAAAAUUCAUCGACUGACGUCGUUAGAAAAGAUGGUUCUACGCGUUGAACUUGGUGAUUUUUACAACAUGUCGUCAUAUGCCGAGUACGAUAAGUUCAAAGUGCUAAGUGAGCAAUCCAUUUACGCCCUCGAACUAGGAGAGUACACAGGCACAGCUGGUGACUCCCUAACGUGGCACAAAAGUCUCCCAUUCUCCACCAAAGAUCGAAAUUCCGGCGACUGUUCGGCUGGGGAUUGCGCCACUUUAUAUCACGGAGCUUGGUGGUAUGGUGACUCCUUCCAAUCAAAUCUUAACGGGAAAUACUACAGCAAGCAAAGCACGCCUACAUUCGAUGGUGUUAUCUGGGGAGAGUGGAAAGGAUUAGCAACCUCCUUAAAAAAGACGGAGAUGAAAAUCAGACCAUGCAAUGAUUGCUAAACGAGUUGUUAGCUUUAUCCAGCUGAUAGAUUUACGGCAAUUCAGUAUGUGUAAAAUUUAGUCUUGCGUGUUUCCAGGGGCCGCUGUUUCAAUGUGGAAAUAUCCUCCGAUAGUUAGCUGCCGAGUCUGCUGUUGAGUGAGGUUUUCCAUUCCUUGACCAACGACAUCUGCAAAAUCUAAAACUACAAUCAAUCAAGCAAAUUAAACAGUUUUCUGUGAGCGGCACUCAGAUUGCGAAGAAAACAAAAAGUGACGAAAGCGAUCCGGGCAAGAAAAGAGUUCUGAAAGGCUAGGAAUUAAAACCGUUUCUAUGUUUCUAUGUUUUCAAAUUGACGCUUAAAUUGAAAAAGGCAUCAUGGGUUUAGCCGAGUGACGUAAAAGCUAUAGUUAAGUAUGAAUAUAGUGACCGGGAAACGGUCAAAAGGAAGCAAUUUUGUAGCCUCAGUACUUUUGAUUGCACGUAAGCAUAAUUGUUCAAGUCUACCCACGCAUAUAGGACCCAUAAAGGAUAUGAACAUAUGAGUGAAAGAUGCAAAUUACGGUCCAUCUUGAUGAGUUCGCUGUGUCGGUAAUAAAAGCUCUAAAUUACAAAUCAAAAUUACAAAUCAAAUUACAACUUACACUACCCGCGUAUAGCGUAGGCUAAUUGAGGCGGGUAUUGUAAUGAAUACUACAUUAGGUCACAAAACAAACUCCUAAGCAAGUACAAACUCUAAACGGGAGCGUGUGCUACCUCCCCGUUCUACUUUUUAGAGAAAAAAAUUAUUAGGCACGCUUGCUUACAAAAUUACUAGGCACGCUUGCUUACCUUCGAUAGCGACUCUAGUAAAUAAUUGUUUCAUAAGGCCAUGUACCGAUUUUAUUUACAUAUAACGGCCUAUAUAGCUAUGUUAAAGAGCCACUUUGUGGAAAUGAACAAGACGUCCUUAUAGAUAAAUAAAUAAAUAAAAAAAAUGGCGCAACUAGUACUGUUUUUACUUACGUCUUAAGCUGUUACUGCUCAUAAAUUUCUUCAGCUUGACAAUGAAAAAACCCGCACCUUGAGAGCGGAAAAACGUAAUAAGCAUGUGCGAGUGUUGGCCGCGCGCCAGGCUCCAAGUUUGAAAACAUGGCUGGAAUUUCGUCGAUCGUGUAAACCAAAAAAGUUACGAACGUUAUAUAUGCUUUCCCAUUUAUCCCAGUAAGCAGCAACAUUUAACGUCAUAAAGGAAAGCUGGUGUAUUGUUUUCGUAGGGAAUCAUUUUUUUUUCGGGCAAAAUUAACCAAAAGAAGGUCCCCGCAGUAUUCUCUAUUUUCCAAUUGCCCAUAAUUCACUCUGUUUGC